Molecule: messenger RNA, 4181 nt
Organism: Nothobranchius furzeri (turquoise killifish)
Lineage: Eukaryota; Metazoa; Chordata; Actinopteri; Cyprinodontiformes; Nothobranchiidae
Gene: cntn1b
Product: contactin 1b
Biological process (GO): brain development; axon guidance; cell-cell adhesion
Cellular component (GO): axon; plasma membrane
Molecular function (GO): cell-cell adhesion mediator activity
Source: RefSeq, a predicted model, not a curated record
UCCUCGUCCUCCCUCUCUCACGGACCAAUCACAGCCGAAGCGUCGAUGACGUGUCACAAAUCCAACAGAAAAGUUCAUCCUGAACGGGACGCUCGAGUCGGGCGGGUGGGCUGAGUGCGCGGGGCGAUGCGGUUCUGGUUCAGGAGUGUCGCGAGGACAGCGUGUUGACUAAUCCCGUUCCAUCCCGCCUCAAAGCCCUCUCCGAUUCAUGCUCUGCUCAAUGACUUCUCCUUGGUGUCCUUCUGUCCAUCCAUCUAACUCUUGUGGGUUGUGAGAUUCAUUCUGCUAACAGCCAUGGCUUUCACAGCUCUAUUGCUGCUGAGCUUCUCCUCCUACACUUCCGUCACAGUGGCGGUCCUGUUCCGUGAGCCAAGGAUAUAUGGAGAGGAGGCUACUGGUUAUGGCCCCAUAUUCGAAGAAGAGCCUGUGGAUGUGGUCUACUCUGAUGACUCUCCCGAUAAGAGAAUCUCCAUGAACUGCAGGGCACGUGCAAACCCGCCAGCUUUUUACAGUUGGCGUCACGAUAACUGGGAAGUCAAGCUGAAGGAGCAACCAAAUGAGCACUACAGCCUAGUUGGAGGGAACCUGGUGAUUACCAAUCCCACCAAGAAGCAUGCUGGGACAUACACGUGUGUGGCCAGAAAUAUCUAUGGCACUGUCCUCAGCAAAGAUGCUAGGGUCAAGUUUGGAUUUAUCGAGGCAUUUCCUGACGACGAGAGAGAACCAGUGUAUGUGAAAGAAGGACAGGGGGCCGUUCUGUUGUGUGUCCCUCCAAAGGUCUGGCCUGAGGAAGUGACUUAUCAGUGGAUCUACAAUGAGUUUCCAGUUUUCCUGCGAACAGACCGUCGUCGGUUUGUCUCUCAGAAUACGGGGAACCUGUACAUCGCCAAGGUGGAAGCUCAGGAUGCAGGAAACUACUCAUGCUUUGUUUCUAGUCCCAUUUUAGGGAAGAGCGUCUACUCAAAGUUCAUCCCUCUCAUCCCUUUACCACCUGAUGAUGGUGAGGAGAAAAAAUAUCCAGCAGACAUCAGAGUGAAGUUUCCAGACACUACUGCCAUGCUGGCCUCUAAUAUCACACUGGAGUGCUUUGCUCUUGGAAAUCCCAUCCCUCAUAUCGUAUGGAGGAAAGUGGAUGCCACUGACCUUCCUGCAAAUCAUGAAAUCAGCGAAUCAGGUGCGGUGCUUCAUCUGUACAAUGUUCAGUACGAAGACGUCGGAGGAUAUGAUUGCGAAGCCAUCAACACUAAAGGAAAGGACUGGCACAAGGGCUGGCUUUAUGUGGAAUCUGCUCCUGAAUGGGCGGAGACCAUCAACAACACCCAGGUAGACAUUGGUUCGGAACACACGAUGCGCUGUGUGGCUUCGGGAAAACCCUUCCCUUUCAUCCGCUGGUACAAAAAUGGAUACAUGUUUGGGAAAAACGAGUUGAAGUUUUCCAGCCUGACGUUUGAUGACUCAGGGAUGUACCAGUGUAUCGCUGAGAACUAUUGGGGCAUCAAAUAUGCCAAUGCUGAGCUGCGAGUCAUUGCCUGUGCGCCAACAUUUGAGCUCAACCCCGUGAAGAAGCAGCUUCUUGGUGCCAAAGAUGCUCGAGUGUUGAUUGAGUGCAAACCUAGAGCGGCUCCAAAACCUCGAUUCACCUGGAUGAAGGGCAAAGAGUUGCUUUACAACAGUUCACGCAUUUCUGUCAUGUUGGACGGGACUUUGGAGAUCCUCAAUGCCACCAAAAAUGACGAGGGAUUUUACACCUGCUAUGCUGAGAAUGACAGAGGAAAAUCUAACAGCUCGGGCUAUCUAACCAUCACAGAGCCUACCAGCAUCACAGUAGCACCUGAAGACUCUGAGGUUCAGGUCGGAGAUGAGGUGAUUCUCAGGUGCACUGCUUCAUAUGACCCUAUGCUAGACAUCACAUUCAUUUGGGCCAUAGACUUUCGGGUCAUUGACUUCAACACUGAGUGGCAACACUAUGAGCGAGUUAUGAGUGAAGAUGGAGUUGGUGACUUGAAAAUAAUCAAUGCCCAGAUCUGGCAUGAAGGUCGCUACACUUGCACAGCUCAAACCGUUGUGGAUGAUGACACCGCUUAUGCUGACCUCAAAAUUGUUGGUGUUCCUGGGCCUCCUGGUGUAAUCCGAGUCGAAGCGAUUGGGGACACAACAGUGAAUCUGUUGUGGACAAAGGGAGCUGAACACAACAGCCCCAUCCUCUACUACACCAUUCAAACCAGGCACUUCUGGGCAUUGUAUGAAGAUGACUGGAGGAAUGCCAGCACUAAUCCAGCUGUCAUUGAUGGAACCAGGGAGCGAGCAGAAGUAACAGAUUUAUACCCUUGGAUGGAGUAUCAGUUCAGGAUCAUUGCCACUAAUGAAUAUGGCUCCGGAGAGGCUAGUAUACCUUCACUCAAGAUCAAGACCUGGGAUGCCCCUCCAGUGGUUUCUCCCACUGGUGUGGCGGGAUACGGAGGGAGAAAUGGUGAAAUCGUCAUCACGUGGAAUCCUGUCCAGCCCUGGUACUUCUAUGGCAAGAAAUUUGGCUACAUCGUUGCGUUCAAGCCUCACAAUGCUUAUGACUGGUGGUACGAGACUAUCUCAGACCCCGAGACCAGGCGACACGUUCACAGAGAUACCUACUUUGUUCCAACUGACGAGGACUUCCAGGUACGAGAGUUUCAGGUGAAGAUCAAGUCAUUUAAUGUGAAAGGAGAUGGACCCUACAGCCUCACUAAGGUCAUCUAUUACCCAAGAGAUGUACCCACAGAGCCUCCAACAGAUGUCUACGCCAGGCCGGUGUCCUCCACUGAAGCUGUGGUUUGGUGGCUUCCAGUGGUAGACACUGGAACAGGUCUACAGCAGUACAUUGAGGGUUACCAGGUCAAAUACUGGAGAAAGUACGAUGACCCGGAGCCAGGAGCCAAUCGGAUUUUUGUCUCAGCCGAAGUUAACCAGACCAGGCUGGAGAACAUGCUGCCGGACUCACACUACCUCAUCGAGGUCCGUGCCUUCAACGGAGCAGGACUUGGACCACCCGGUGAACACUGUGAGAUGUUCACAAAAAGACCACCACCCUCAGAGCCUCCCAGGAUGUGGCGCUACAUCAGCUGGACUGGAAAAUGGUUGUACGUGUGGUGGGAUCACAUUCCAUAUGACUGGUUUGGAAAUGUAUCCUUCCCACUGUACUACAAGGUCAUGUUUAGAAAGACGGGCUACAUCUACGGGAAGGUCUACAUCACUGGCUGGCACUUCAUGGACUUUCCCAUGCCUCAGCUCGGGGAUUUUGAGCUGAUGGUGCGUGGCCGUUAUGAAGGUGGAGACGGCCCCGUACGGAAGAUUAGGAUUCAGGGUAAAGCAUCUAUGACCACGCCCACUUUAAGCCUUUUGUUAUCGAUGCUGCUGGUGCUGCGCAUUAUGGGAUUUUAAGUUCAAGCCUGCUCAAAGUAUCGUGUAAAUAAUGGGACACAAGCACAUGGACCCAAUAGAAGGACUUGCUCUGAUGUUACACUAAAAAAAGAUUAGUCAUCAACAGUUUAGCACUUUUAUGGACAAUUUGAUGUCCGCACACCUAGAUCAGCAGGAUGCAUUCAUAAAUCUAGAAGGAACAAUCCAAAAUUUGUAAAAAUAUCCGCUUUAGACUUCGUGGCAAGUCAAAGAAAAUCAUGAUAAUAUAAACACUGUAUAUUAAACACUGAUCGUAUUAAAUGUGUAAAAAAGUUACUAAGCUGCACUUUUCCCUUUUCACCUUUAUUUUUUAUUUUUUUUUAUUUAAUGUUAUGAAGUUUCCAGGAAACACACAUUUCUCUCACAUGAUUAAAAACAGUUUAAUCUACAAAAAAAAUGCAAUGUUGAAGGGAUUUUUGUCCUUUUUAUUUUGUUUUUGAAGAGAAACUUGUUUACAUCACAAAGUCCUAAUUGUGCUUUUUAUCAAGAUUUUUGACAGUCAUUUUGUAAAGGUUGCUGUAUUUUUGCUUAACUUACAUUUUAAUCACAACCCAGAAUCCUGAUGCCAAAGCGAGUCUCUUUAACAGUAAAAGCCAUAGAUUGCUGUCACAUUUUCCCUUUUAAUUUUACACUCAAAACAACACUUUACUUAAAAUUUGAGGCCUGAAAUGGACAAAAUAAAACCAACAUGUAAGUAUUUGUGCUAAUUUUAUUUAUAUCAAGCUAUUAAACUAAAGAAAAUUGAAAAA